Molecule: messenger RNA, 1558 nt
Organism: Chara braunii
Lineage: Eukaryota; Viridiplantae; Streptophyta; Charophyceae; Charales; Characeae
Source: the annotation of a GenBank genome assembly
CGCCGACGGCAUUCGAUGUGAGUCAUUUUCCAGUACGAGUUGUAAGCAAUCUUAGUGCGGUCUUUCUCUAGUUUCCUUCAUCGCUUAACCUUCUCGCCCGUUCGACUCGUUUCCACGAUGGCGCCGAAAGAGGCAUCGAAGAAGGCGGAGAAGAAGCCCGUGAAGGCGGAGAAGAAGGUAGUGAAGGAGGGUGGUAAAAAGAAGAAGAUAAAGAAGUCGACCGAGACGUACAAGAUGUAUAUCUAUAAGGUGCUGAAGCAGGUUCAUCCCGACACCGGUAUUUCCAGCAAGGCCAUGAGUAUAAUGAACAGCUUCGUCAACGAUAUUUUCGAGAAGCUGGCGGCGGAGUCGUCGAGGCUAGCACGGUACAACAAGAAGCCAACGAUUACGUCUCGGGAAAUUCAGACUGCUGUGCGUCUUAUCUUGCCAGGGGAGCUAGCGAAGCAUGCGGUGUCAGAGGGGACGAAGGCUACGGAGAAGGAAGAAGAAGAACGUCGAUUGAAUGAAAAGAGGGAAAGGGAAGCUCUCAACAAGAAGCUCCACGAUGCGAUGAAUGCUAGGCUAGAUGAGAUGUACGAAGUAGUACAUGGUCAGAAGCGCAGUGGUAAUGACGGCGCGCCUACGAUGGAGAAGCUAUUGAAGGAAAUUGAGAAGUUACAAUUGGCGCAGAGUACGGUAGUCAGGAACGAUGGUGCUUCUACGAGUAGACCUCCUAUUCGUGAUGAUGCACUGCUUGCUAAGAUGAUGCAAGAGCAUGAGGAUAUGAAGGGGAAACUUGAGACGGCAGCGGUGGUUAACAAACGCGUGGAGUUGUUGGAAGAGUCAGUCAAGGCGGUUAAACAGCAACAUGAACAUGCACUGCAGGAGGCAGAAAUUUGGAAGAAGGAGGCACUUCGAUAUGGUAAUAAGCGGAGCUGGUUGGCAACGUCUCUAUCGUCUCAACUGAAGAUGCCCUUAACUACACCCCGGAAGUCAACCUUGGAGAGACCUUUCGUUGACCCAAAUCAGUUGGCACAAUUGCAUACGUUGGAAGUCAACGCUCUUAAGGAGAUGCGACUGCAGGAGUUGAACCGGCGAUGCGAGGCCGAACAGGAGAAUGCUCGACUGAAAGAAAAACUUGCUAAGCGUGAUGCAGAACGAGAGGCACCGAAGUCCGUCUUCCAACAACGUUUGGAUGCAGCAGGUGGUUCGGUUGCGAAGAGUGGACGCGGAUAGCCAAAGGGUCGUGAGAAAGGGACAUUUUCUUAAGAGAAGCUCGAAAAGAACUUGGCAAGAAGAAGAAAGACGACUUGGUGGGAAUUUGCAUGAAAGAGGGGAUCAAGUACAGUACCGUUGGGUGUACAGAAAGAAAGCGGUUGUUCACGAGGUAUCGAAGGAUACCGGUGAUGACAAUAAGGAUGAUGGGAGGGACUUCGCAGAUUCUUAGGGUCCCUCCCGAGCGUGACGCGUUUGUGGUUGAUAGCUAAUGCUUGUGUUCGAUUUCGCUCCACUUCUAUUAUUAAUCUUCGAUGUAAGAAGGUUGAUGCUCUUUUUAGAGUGGUGGUAGUUGCUUUGAUCU